AUGGAACGAGAGACACAACAUGGCAGCCUAGCUGGUCACAAAAGAGGCAACGUGAAGCUUCGUUUCUUUAUUUCUCUCUCUUGGAGUUUCGCAGCCAAUCCAGCCACCCCUCCCACAUGCACACCCACGGCCUACUUAGCGAGCUACUCGGGGCCUAGCGCAGAGACACUGGAGCACGUGACCCGGAUCAGGUGGCCGCUUACCUAAGGCAGGCGCAUCCGAAGGAGCCAACGUGAUACGUCCGGGCGCAGGCUUGGCGGGCAAGCGCGCCAGGUCACUUAGGUCGGCGUCGUCUGCCUGCUGCCUCUCCUCUUCUUCCUCCUCCAUUCCAACCCACCUCCGCCAACAUUCACAACUCCCCCUCUUCUUCUUCCCCAUCUCCCACCCAUCUACCCACUCUUCAUGCCACUCUUCGGUGACCUCUAGCCCGUUAAC
Molecule: messenger RNA, 435 nt
Organism: Periconia digitata
Lineage: Eukaryota; Fungi; Ascomycota; Dothideomycetes; Pleosporales; Periconiaceae
Source: the annotation of a GenBank genome assembly